AUGAGCUCUUCCAGUCUUUACGACCCCGAGGAAGACGACGACGCAUCUACAUCUAACUCCGACAUCGACAUCGAUCCCAACCAACACCACGCACCGCCAGGCCCGGAGCAACAUCCAUCCUUUCGCAUCCGAAAACGAAAACGAGGCACCCGCGACCAAGCCAUCGAACAGCUCUACCAAUCCCUCCCGCGCCAAUCCGUCGAGGCGUACGCCGCCCUCUUCGCAGAGAACCAAACCGCCUCCGACGAUGCGCCGCCCGCACCCGCCGCCGUGCCCGCCACGGGCGAGAGCGAAGCCUGGCACUCCACACAGCACGGCGUCGUGACAUGGACGUCGCGCGAGAAGGAAAUCCUGCACCAGAUCCUCGAGCGGCGGGGCGUCAACGGCGUCGCGGAGAUCGCGCGCGCCGUGGGGACCAAAUCCGAGCUCGAGGUGCAGGAGUACCUGCGGCUGCUGCACCGGGGCGUGGAGCGGCAGCACCUGCACGACCGGCACAGCCGCACCGUCAUCCUGGGCGAGGUGCCGGCGGCGACGGAGAUUAGCGCGCGGUGCUGUCGCGCGCUCGAUCCGUACGCGACGCUGCUCUCGCUCGCGGACAAGCAGGCCGAGGACGUCGCGGGCCAACGGCGACACCACCACCUGUGGAUUGUCGACCAUCAGACCGCGGAGAAGGUGGAGGCGCAGCUGGACACGCUGCCUGACGGGGUGGCGGCGGGCGGAGAUCUCCCGCCGUCGAGCGUGUACACGAGCGCGCGGCUGCUGAACAUGAAAAUGUGGGUGCGGCUGUCGGAGCGGUGCUUCAUGAACUUCGGCGGCGACCGGCUGGACGACAACUGGGUGAAUGUGGCGUAUGCGGAGGAGACGCCGUCGCUGACGGCGGACGCGUUGGGCGAGUUCUACGCGCUGGCUGUCAGUCUUACGCGGCGGCUGGUGCAUUCGGCGCUGUUCUUUGCCAUGGCGCGGCUGCGCAACAUGCGCGAGACGGGGAACCCCAAGGCGCAGGUGGUGCGGACGCGGGACGUGCAUGCCGCGCUCAACGUGCUGGAGAUGCGGCGCGACCGCGCCGACUACUGGGUUGGCCUGGCGCGCCGGUGCAGCCUGGAGGUGGCGGAUCUGCGGCAUCGGGUCGGGUGGGAGCCCGUGCCGCUGAGCUACGAUGAAGUCGAGGGGAUUCUCUCCGGGGAGAUCCCGUUUGAUACGGAGGCCGUGGCCGGGACGAGAAGCGCGUCCAGACAGCGGCGGCCCAGCCAGACAGACGAUGAAAACGACGGCGAGGACACCGGCGAGCGUCACAGCGAGGAUGAGUCCGAGCCGGGCUCGGAGGCGGCCUCCGUGCUGUCUUCGCCGAUUGUAUCAUCCGACGAGGAGGAACUCCCCGCGGAUCUUGAGGAGGAACACGCGGAGCAGGUGGACGAACAGGCCAGCCGGCGCGAAGAGCGACGUCUCUGGGAGAUGAUGGGAAGACCCGUGCCGGCGUCUGUCGCCGUCGAGAUAAAAGAUGAAGACGAGCUCGAGUCGAAGCUCCAGAGGCCGACUGGCGAGCGCAAAACGAAAGAGGAUCUUGUCAGCUGGCGCGACAGAACCCUCUACCGCAGCGAAUGGGAGGAGUACGGCCAUGAAGUGUUCGAUCUAACGAUGGGACCGACGCUCCCGACGAUGGCAUGGAUAUCGACCCGCCGGAACCAGAACCGUCCCACGCCCACCCAGGCUGCGAAGACGAGCCGCACCACUCCUCCGCCAGUGCUGCGUCUGCAGUCGACUCGGAAGAGUCGAACCACCCACCCUUACAACCCAAACAACUCAGCAGAGUGCGAAAGACCGGAAACGAUAAUGAAGAACUGA
Molecule: messenger RNA, 1842 nt
Organism: Aspergillus terreus NIH2624
Lineage: Eukaryota; Fungi; Ascomycota; Eurotiomycetes; Eurotiales; Aspergillaceae
Exons: 2
Coding region: 1-1842 (613 amino acids)
Biological process (GO): transcription initiation at RNA polymerase I promoter; nucleolar large rRNA transcription by RNA polymerase I
Cellular component (GO): RNA polymerase I upstream activating factor complex
Molecular function (GO): RNA polymerase I general transcription initiation factor activity; rDNA binding
Source: RefSeq, a predicted model, not a curated record